UAACAGGGGGGAUCAGUGUGACUGAGGGGGCUGCCUGCAGUCUCCUUCAGUGGGUUCACUCUCACUGUCCUCUGCCCAGCCCUCCACGCCCCACUACUCUCCCUGCCUCUGCCCCAGCCCGGGCCCACGGCUCCACCAUGGCCGACCAGUACCAGUACAACACCAACGAGGAGAAGAUUGUGAAGGACAGCCACACCAAGGAGAUCGACCUGAUCAACAGAGACCCUAAAUUUAUCAAUGAGGAUGUGAUCAAGGUGGAGUUUGAGGAUGUAAUCGCAGAGCCUGACGGCACACACAGUCUGGAUGGGGUGUGGAAGCUCAGCUACACCACCUUCACCGUGUCCAAGUACUGGUGCUACCGCAUCCUGUCAGCUAUCUUCGGCAUCCCCGUGGCUCUUCUCUGGGGCUUCCUCUUUGCCUGCAUCUCGUUCUGUCACAUCUGGGCCGUGGUGCCCUGCAUCAAGAGCUGCCUGAUCGAGUCCCAGUGCAUCAGUCGCAUCUACUCCCUCUGCAUCCAGACCUUCUGUGACCCCUUCUUUGAAGCCCUGGGCAAGAUCUUCAGCAGUGUGAAAGUGGCCCUGCGCAAAGAGGUCUAGACAGUCACACCAGAGGUGGCUGGUGAGGGGAGGAUGGCUCAUAAUAAUGAAUGGAAUGGAGUGAAUUGAAUGUUAUCAAACCAUGUGUUUAAUGUGUUUGAGACCAUUCCAAUCAUUCCGUUCCAGCCAUUACUGUAAGCGUGUCCUCCCCAUUUAAAGUGCCACCAGCCACCACUGACUCACACCCACCACAGUGUUUACAUGUGUUUGGAUGAAAUGUUGCACCCUUUUUGUCUGCCAGAUCAGAUGACCAGUCCUGGUGUCCUCAUCUUUCCCAAGACACCCCCCGUUACCCUCACCCCGCCCGAAGCUCUGGGCAUCACCCUGCCCGUCUUGCCUUUUGAGUCCUGACAUGCUCAGAGCGACCAGCACCACUAGAGGCUCUGUGACAGCUGCAGCAUGGUUGGGUGACAGCUCUGGCUCCGUUGGAAGGCAGAGAGCUGCCUGUUCAUUGAGGGAAUAGAGGGCUGGCAGCCAUGGCCUGAGCAGGACUCCCAGAGUGAAUGUAUUUUGAGAUGCUGAGGACAGUGGCUCCUCAGUCACGUGACAUAAACACCCCAGUGACACUAACGGCAUUGCAGCACCUGUAGGACAAUACUGCAUAUACAGGGCUCUCCAACCCUGUUCCUGGAGAGCUCCCUUCCUGUAGGUUUUUGCUCCAACCCUAAUCUAGCACACCUGA
Molecule: messenger RNA, 1278 nt
Organism: Coregonus clupeaformis (lake whitefish)
Lineage: Eukaryota; Metazoa; Chordata; Actinopteri; Salmoniformes; Salmonidae
Product: caveolin-3
Exons: 2
Coding region: 138-596 (152 amino acids)
Biological process (GO): caveola assembly; regulation of membrane potential
Cellular component (GO): caveola
Molecular function (GO): transmembrane transporter binding; connexin binding; molecular adaptor activity
Source: RefSeq, a predicted model, not a curated record